UCAUAUAAAAAGGAAGUUGGAGAUUAUUUCAAGACAUGAUUCAGAUUCUUUGCAGCAGUAGACGGACACACAUCCCUUGUUGCUGCUCCGCCUUUGAAGACUACAGUCGCUUUUGAUGAACUUGCCAGAAAAACGGUGAAAAGUGUUUUGCGGUUGUAGGUAACCAUCACGAUGGAAAUGCCUAAUACAACAGAAGAAUACCAGGAAUAUGAGUAUUACCCAGAGAAGAGCUCUGAUGGGUCUCAAUCUCUGAUGUGCAGCCCCAUCGACACCAACGAAUUCGCCAAAAACUUUCUUCCACCCUUCUACUACAUCAUCUUCAUCACCAGCAUAAUCGGCAACGGAGUCGUUGUCCUUGUCAUCUACAAGUUUGAAAAGCUGACCACAGUCACAAAUAUAUUUCUCCUCAACCUAGUGGCCUCCAACAUCAUUUUUACCCUUACGCUCCCGUUUCAGGCCGUUUACCAUUCCGACCAGUGGAUCUUUGGAGAAGCUCUUUGCAAGUUGGUGAACAGCGCCCACUAUUUCGGCUUCUACAGCUCAGUCCUCUUCCUCACCCUCAUGACAUUCGACCGCUACCUGGCCGUGGUUCAUUGUGUGGUCGCCAGCAAAAAACGCAGAAGCUGCUACGCCCUGGCAUUAUCUUCAGCGGUCUGGAGUAUUAGCCUUCUGGCGAGCCUCGAUUCCUUCAUCCACUUCACCGUUAAGGAGUAUCCAAAGUACGGACUGAUGUGUGAAGACUCGAGCGAUUUGAAGUGGAAGGUCUUCAGCUUCUACAAGCAAUUCGUGCUGUUCUUCAUCUUCCCAUUGACUGUAUUCGUCUACUGCUACUUCCGGAUAACGCUAACAGUCUUGGCCACACGGAUGGUAGGGAAACAUCGCACUGUAAGGCUCAUUUUCGUAAUAGUCCUGAUGUUUUUCGCUUUCUGGAGUCCGCAUAAUAUCAUACGCAUGAUAAAUGAGAAUCGAGACCCUCAACAGUGUGAUGACAGACUUUCGUAUGCCGAGUACGUCACUGGUAACGUCGCUCACUUGUAUUUCUGCAUCAACCCUGUUUUUUACACCUUUCUGGGAAGGAAGUUCCAGAAUCAUGUACGAGGAGUGCUGAUGAAUCAAGGUUUAUGUUUAACCAGCCAUAUGACUGUCAGCGGAAGCAGCAGAUCGUUAGCUUAAGACAGAAUGAUAAUGUAUAUGGUGAGUGAAAAUAGCUGCAUGUUGCUUUUAUUCUCCAAAGAAAAAGUGCAAUGAACUGUCAAAAGAGUUGAUGUUGAUUUCUGUAUAUGUAAUAAAUCACUGAUUUCAUUCAUA
Messenger RNA from Megalobrama amblycephala (Wuchang bream), 1308 nucleotides. Its product is annotated as C-C chemokine receptor type 4-like. Gene Ontology annotation, cellular component: membrane. Gene Ontology annotation, molecular function: chemokine receptor activity. The coding region runs from base 172 to 1173 and encodes 333 amino acids. Gene Ontology annotation, biological process: chemotaxis; G protein-coupled receptor signaling pathway; immune response. The record is from RefSeq and is a predicted model, not a curated record. NCBI's taxonomy places the organism in Eukaryota, Metazoa, Chordata, Actinopteri, Cypriniformes, Xenocyprididae. The transcript has 2 exons.